This is a messenger RNA of Acipenser ruthenus (sterlet), 3413 nucleotides long. Its product is annotated as GATOR complex protein MIOS. Gene Ontology annotation, cellular component: cytoplasm. Gene Ontology annotation, molecular function: protein binding. Bases 162 to 2786 code for a protein of 874 amino acids. The record is from RefSeq and is a predicted model, not a curated record. The transcript is spliced from 11 exons. NCBI's taxonomy places the organism in Eukaryota, Metazoa, Chordata, Actinopteri, Acipenseriformes, Acipenseridae. Gene Ontology annotation, biological process: cellular response to amino acid starvation; positive regulation of TORC1 signaling.
AGGAACAUAACCAUUUAAGCGAUUGUUUCUGUGCGGUGUGUUUUGAUGUAACACAGCAAGGAAUUCUGCUUUCUUCCUGGUUUGUGCAGUCUAAAUCACUCCCCACAGAAACCAUAAUGCUGACAUAUCUGGGAUGAGAGUUCUUUCACUUGCCCAAAAAGAUGAGUGGCUCCAAACCUGAUAUCCUGUGGUCUCCACACCACGUCGAUCGUUAUGUAAUCUGUGACUCGGAGCUCAGCCUUUAUCGCAUCGAAUCAGUCGGGAGUUCUGAAGCUAAGGCAGGGGCACUCCGUCUUUCAGAAGAAACUACUGCAACUUUAUUAGCUAUCAAUUCAGACACUCCCUAUAUGAAAUGUGUGGCGUGGUAUCCAAAGCAUGAACCUGAAUGCCUUCUUGCAGUCGGGCAGGCCAAUGGACGCAUUGUGCUAACAAGCCUCGGACAAAGCCCCAAUUCAAAAUGUAAGGAUUUGAUGGGGAAAGAGUUUGUUCCAAAACAUGCUCGGCAGUGCAACACUUUGGCUUGGAACCCAGUGGACAGUAACUGGUUGGCUGCUGGACUUGAUAAACACCGGGCUGAUUUCUCUGUCCUAAUCUGGGAUAUCAGUAGUAAGUUUACUCCAGAAGCCUCUGUUACAAUGGAAAAAAUACGACUUUCAGCUGGAGACACUGAUGCUGGUCUGGUGGUGACAAAGCCACUUUAUGAGCUAGGCCAAAAUGAUGCUUGCUUGUCCCUUUGCUGGCUCCCCAGAGACCAGAAGCUGCUACUGGCAGGCAUGCAUCGCAACCUAGCGAUUUUUGACCUGAGAAAUACAAGCCAGAAAAUGUUUGUGAACACCAAAGCUAUCCAGGGGGUAACAGUUGACCCUCACUUCCAUGAUCGAGUGGCUUCCUUUUUUGAAGGCCAGGUGGCUAUUUGGGACCUUCGGAAAUUCGAAAAGCCAGUUCUGACUUUAACUGAGCAACCAAAGCCUUUAACUAAAGUUGCAUGGUGUCCUACGCGGACAGGCUUGCUAGCCACUUUGACAAGAGACAGUAACAUAAUCCGUCUGUAUGAUAUGCAGCACACUCCCACUCCCAUAGGGGACGAAACAGAACCCACCAUCAUAGAGCGGAGUGUGCAACCCUGUGAAAACCACAUUGCUUCAUUUGCGUGGCAUCCGUCAAGCCAAAAUCGAAUGGUAGUGGUGACGCCAAACCGUUCCAUGACUGACUUUACUGUCUUUGAGCGCAUUUCUCUGGCUUGGAGCUCCACCGGUUCCAUAAUGUGGGCUUGCGGCAGACAUCUGUAUGAAUGCACUGAGGAGGGUGAUGCAAGUUCUGUGGAAAGGGACAUUGCCACCAAAAUGAGACAGCGGGCCCAGUCCAGAUAUGGGCAUGAUACUGAGCAGGUCUGGAGAAACUACCUUUUAGCUGGGGGCGAUGAGCCUCAGCUCAAGUCUCUAUGGUACACUCUGUAUUUUAUGAAACAAUACACUGAAGAUUUGGAACAGAAACCUGUGGUAAACAAACUGCCACUUGUUUAUUCUGGCAUUAAAAACAUUGUAAAAUCAAGUUCAGGGACGGUUGAGAGCCGGCGAUGCUGGAAUGGGUCGGACAGGCAGGCUGAUGUGAUUCGCUACCACAGUGAUGAGAGGUGCCUGGCCUUGCAGUUGUGUGGCUGGAUUAAAAGGGGGCUGGAGAUAGAUGUUGAGCCCUUCCUGCAGUCCCUUGAAGUGGAACGGGAGUGGGAGCGUGCAGCUGCUGUAGCCCUUUUCAACUUGGACAUCCGAAGGGCAAUUCAGAUUCUGAACAAGGGGGCUUCAGCAGAGAAAGGAGAUCUGAAUCUCAAUGUUGUAGCCAUGGCCUUGUCUGGGUACACAGAUGAGAAAAAUUCACUCUGGAGAGAAAUGUGCAGUUCCCUAAGGCUACAAUUAAAUAACCCUCAUCUCUGUGUCAUGUUUGCUUUUCUAACGAGUGAACCAGGAUCAUAUGACGGCGUGCUGUAUGAGAGCAGAUUGGCUGUCCAGGACCGUGUGGCCUUUGCAUGUAUGUUUCUUAGUGACUCCCAGCUACCUCGCUACAUUGAGAAGCUUGCCAGUAAGAUGAAAGAAGCUGGAAACCUUGAAGGAAUCCUUUUGACGGGUCUGACAAAGGAUGGAGUGGAUUUGAUGGAGAGUUAUGUUGACAGAACUGGUGAUGUUCAGACAGCUAGUUUCUGUAUGCUAAAAGGUUCUCCAGGGGAGGUGGUGAAGGACUCCAGGGUCCAGUGCUGGAUUGAGAACUAUCGCAACUUGUUAGAUGCCUGGAGAUUCUGGCACAAAAGAGCAGAGUUUGAUAUACACAGGAGUAAACUGGACCCGAGUUCAAAGCCUUUAGCACAAGUAUUUGUGAGCUGUAAUUUCUGUGGAAAAUCAAUCUCCUAUAGCUGCUCGGCCAUGCCCCAUCAAGGCAGAGGCUUUAGCCAAUAUGGAGUUAGUGGCUCUCCUACAAAAUCUAAGGUCACUAGCUGCCCAGGCUGUCGUAAACCACUUCCACGCUGUGCUCUCUGUCUGAUGAAUAUGGGAACACCUGUAUCAAGUUGUCCAGGAACAGGGAAGUCUGAUGAAAAGGUAGAUCUGAGUAAAGAUAAGAAACUCGCCCAGUUCAAUAACUGGUUCACCUGGUGCCACAACUGUCGACACGGAGGCCACACUGGGCACAUGCUGAGCUGGUUCAGAGAUCAUACAGAGUGCCCUGUCUCUGCCUGUACCUGUAAGUGCAUGCAGCUGGAUACUACAGGCAACUUGGUCCCCUCAGAUAGUGUCUAGAACAGGGUGUGAGGGAAACACACAACUUCCUCAAACAUAUCUUUUUGACAAAAAGCACUGAGGAUUUAGGAGUAAUUGGGGGGGGGGGGGGAUAAAUUGUUGCAGCAGUUCAGCAAUUUGAUGUGUGAAAGGUUUUGAUGGGCUUGACAUUGGCAGUGGCUGCUGAAAUGAACCUGCAAGUGUGUCAUCUGUUCCUUGUUCAACAUAUCGGAGCCAUUCAUUUUGAAAGGUCUUCUCUGGGACUUAGUUAAAAUUCUGAGCACCCUCAAGGAAAAUUUAUAAAGCUGACACUGAACAGUCCUUGAACCUACCAUCAGAGACGAAUCAAUAAUAUAUACUGCCUUUAUCUGAAGAUUGGGGUUGAAGCAGUGACGUGUCUUUGAACACCAAUGAACAGCUUCAUUAUACAGGAUGUUGGAUCCACCAUUUGACAGGCUGUGAUAAGAAGAAAUUCCCAAGAAUCUGCUUUUUAAGUUAAAUAAAAUAUAGUAGCAGUUUCAGAGAUGUGAAAAGAAAUGUUGUACAUGGCAAGUGUGUGAUGUAAAGCUUGAUUUAUAUUUCCCCUUGAUGGUAUUUCUUUGGUGGGACAGGUUACAACUAUAGUAAUAAAAUUCUGAUUUUGCAGUG